Coregonus clupeaformis (lake whitefish) is the source of this 3540-nucleotide messenger RNA. RefSeq names its product leucine rich repeat and Ig domain containing 3a (gene lingo3a). The record is from RefSeq and is a predicted model, not a curated record. Gene Ontology annotation, molecular function: protein binding. Bases 736 to 2556 code for a protein of 606 amino acids. Lineage: Eukaryota; Metazoa; Chordata; Actinopteri; Salmoniformes; Salmonidae. The transcript has 3 exons.
CCCUAAGCAGUUUAUUGACCAUCAGAGUAAGAUGUGAAGCUAAACAGCCGGAGUAGUGGAGAGGCAGCAACAGUGCACAUGAGCUCCACUGAACAGCAGCAGCGGUAGCGGCAGUGGCAGCAGGGCUAUCUCUCUCCCUCACACACACAUGCGCACACACACAUGCACUCGCAUACCCCCGUAGUGAAAGCGCACACCGCCACCAGUCCAGGCUUUCAUUGUGGCAGAGCUCCAUCCUCCCAUAGACACAAAGCCCUGUGCCUACUGGGAUCCAGGGGCUGGGUCUGGAACACAAAGAACAGAGAGAGGAGUGAGACUUCAGUUGCCUUUUCAUCUGCAGAGGAAGAGGGAGUUGGUAGAUGCUCUAUAGAUAGGGAGGUAGCGUGAGAGAGAGAAGGGGAACGAAGCGAUUUGCAGUCAGGCUCAGCUGCUGAUGCUACAAGCUGGAGGCUCACUGACUGCUAUAGGAAGCUGGAGUAGCAACAUUACAGUACAGCACACACACACACUCUCCGGACGGACAGACUGCGGAACCAGAGACGCACAGACACACACACGCCGAGCGAGGAACAGGCUUGCGAAUGUGGAUGGACCACCGGUCAAGUUCCAGUCCUGGAGCUUAAUUACCAGGACACAGGGCUGAGAGAAGGCUGCACCCCAGGAUUGAUCCUGCAGGCGUAUCACGGUGUCUGGUGCACUGAUCCAGCCGCAGUGGUGCGGAGGUAGAGCGGGGGCAUGGUGGCCGGUCCAGGCCUGGGGUGGCCUGGCCUGCUCCUGCUGCUGAUGACUACUGUGGCCUCCACUCAGAGCCAAGGCUGUCCCCAGCGCUGUGAGUGCAAGGCCAAGCUCAAGUCUGUGGCCUGCCAAGGCAAGCGCCUGUCUGCCCUCCCCGAUGGCAUCUCCUCGGACACACGCCUGCUGGACAUGAGUGGGAACAUGCUUCGCUGGGUGGAGCAUGGUGACCUCCUCUCCUACCCUCGGCUGGAGGAGCUAGACCUUAGUGAGAACAUCAUCAGUGUCCUGGAGCCCAACGCCUUCUCCAGCUUGCAGAACCUGAGGGUGCUGUCGCUGAAGGGGAACCAGCUCAAACUUAUCCCCAUGGGCGCCUUCUCACACCUCACCAACCUCACCACACUAGACCUGAGUGGGAACAAGAUCGUCAUCCUGUUGGACUUCACCUUCCAGGACCUGAAGAGCCUGAGGAACCUGGAGGUUGGCGACAACGACCUGGUCUACAUCUCCAACAAGGCAUUCCUGGGCCUGGUGGGGCUGAGGGAGCUCACCAUUGAGAGGUGUAACCUGACCUCCAUCUCCAGCCAGUCUCUCUCCUACCUCCGCGGCCUGGUCACUCUGCACCUGCGCUACCUCAGCAUCUCCUCCCUGGAGGACCAGAACUUCCGUAAGCUGGGUGGGCUGCGGGGUCUAGAGAUCGACCACUGGCCCUUCCUGGAACACAUCUCCCCCCACAGCCUCCAGGGCCUCAACCUGUCUUGGCUGUCCAUCACCAACACCAACAUCACCUCCGUGCCCACAGCCGCCCUGCGCAGCCUGGCCCACCUCACCAGCCUCAAUCUCUCCUACAAUCCCAUCUCAGUUCUGGAGUCCUGGGCCCUUAGGGACCUGGUCCGGCUGAAGGAGCUGCACCUGGUCAACACCAACCUGAUGACGGUGCAGCCGUACGCCCUUGGCGGCCUUCGGCAGAUCCGCCUGCUCAACCUGUCCACUAAUGCCCUGGUAACCCUGGAGGAGGGCGCCUUCCAGUCUGUCAACACCCUGGAGACGUUGCGUGUAGAUGGGAACCCUCUAUCCUGUGACUGCCGCCUGCUUUGGAUCCUCCAGCGCAGGAAGACCCUCAACUUUGAAGGGAAGUCUCCAGUGUGUGCGGGCCCCAUGGAGGUGCAGGGCAGGGCCCUCAGCGCCUUCUCAGACUCUGCCCUCUUCGACCACUUUACCUGCCAGAAGCCCAAGAUACGCAACAGGAAGCUGCAGCCGGUGACUGCCAGGGAGGGCCAGGUAGUGUCCUUUUUGUGCCGGGCAGAGGGAGAGCCCACACCUAUAAUCUUCUGGGUAUCUCCCCAGCGCCGUCGGAUCACUACCAAGAGCACUGGACGUGUCAUCGUCCUACCCGAUGGAACACUGGAGAUCCGCUACGCCCAGGUGACCGACAGCGGCACCUACAUCUGCAUCGCCAGCAAUGCCGGGGGUAACGCCACCUACUUUGCCACGCUGACCGUGAGCGCGCUGCCUCUGGACGCGGCGCUCAUGGCCAACCGCACAUACUACACAGGUGACCUCAACGAGACCAAUCUGAACGACACCAAGGUCUUCCUCAAGUUCACCUUGGACCUCAAGACAAUCCUGAUAUCCACAGCCAUGGGGUGUUGCUUGUUCCUUGGGGUGGUGGUCUUCUGUUUCCUGAUGCUGUUCGCAUGGAGCCGGGGCCGGGGGCAGCACAAGAAUAACUUCUCAGUAGAGUACUCCUUCAGAAAGGUGGAUGGCCCUGCUGCCAGUGGUGGACAGGGAGGGGCCCGCAAGUUCAACAUGAAGAUGAUUUGAGUCAGAAAACGGGCUGCUCUGUUUACUGGUAGACUUAAACGGGGACAGAAUAACUUUUGACUUUUUGAUACUGAUCCCUGUCAGUUCAGAAAUCAACUCACUAGGUUAAUCCAAGACAGAUUACUAAAACUUUGUUUUGUAUCUGUAAAUGGCUGUAUCAACAACAAAAAAGUAAAUUGAUUUGGUACAGACAGGUUUUUCUCAAUUGCUAUUUGUAUAUUGGUCUAUCUUGUGCAGUAGAGUCUGGAUGAUAGUUAAAGAUGUCCCAAAAUCCUAGUGAUACGACCCCUGCACAGCUCCACCUGUCUCUCUGCAGUGCACCCUCCCUCCUCACUCAUGAAUACAUAAUCACAGGGUGCUCGCUGAAUGCCAAUACUCAUUUAAAACAGAUCAUAUUAUUUGUAUGAUUUUCCCAUAGGAGAACUUGUAAUUUAUAUAAUUUGAAUCUAUUCUCCCACUAUAGAUGAUUUGAGAUCCAGCUACCACAAUACCACACAGGUAGAGGUCUUGCAUACAGUAGAUAGCUGACAUUGACACUCAACAGUAGUCUAUACUCUAUACUACACUGCCCAGCUAUAACCAUUGGCACCAUACAGAAUGACUUCUAAUGCAAACUACAUUACAGGAGACUUCCAACCUCAUCUGUCAUUCAAAAGCAUGAAAUGCUGCUACACAUUUGACUACUUUCAUUUUUUUUAUGGAUUUGUUAUGUAAAGUACCAUGAAUGAUGAAGCGAAGAAUAUAGAAACCUGGUGUACAGGUAAGUGAUGACGCACAAAACCAUACACAAUUUCCUAUGGGAUCAGAUAUCAGAUAACAUCUGAAAAGGUGUACUAAAUGUUUUGUAUAUACAGUAUGGUUGUUGUUGUUGGGUGUACAAAUUUGUUGUCACAUUUUAUGAAUAACUUGCUAUAUAAUCUUUGUUAAUUCGUCAUUGUCUGAUGCUUCAUCCAAAGUAAAGUGUUCAUACUGUAUAGACUGAUA